AGUUGUGAGGUCCCGUGACAAAUUUCAUUGGAACUUUCUACGUCCAGGAAAGAGACACUGAUGUUUCCUGCUUCUCUUUGAACAAACGCUUUAUGGGCAGCGAGAAGACACACUUUCAGUUUUAUGUUUUGUUUUUUUUUUGGAGGGGGGGAGAGAGAGGUGGGUGGACUCUUUUUGUCCGAAACAAAACGGGAACAAUGUUUAAUGUACUGACAGUUUAAAAAAAAUGCUGUAACAUCCCCAACUGGACCUACGAAGAACAGAUGAACACCGCGUCAAGAUACUGUCAGCAGUGACCCAGGAUGGGGAUGGGCCAGUUGUAUACUUGAAGUUUCAUCCGGAGGAGGACCCAUUACUUUAUGACCUUGCACCUUUUUGAAUGCCGACAGCUUCUAAGAUGGAGGAGCAGCCCAGUCUCCCCAAUGUCAGCAUACCCUGCCACAACGAGCAGAGGGACAAGAAGAAACGUUACACAGUUUACAAAGUGAUAGUCAAUGUUGGACAACAGGAAUGGUUUGUCUUCAGGCGUUAUGCAGAGUUUGAUAAACUCUACAACAUAUUAAGGAAACAGUUUCCAUCUAUGAACUUGAAAAUUCCUGCCAAGAGGAUAUUUGGCGACAAUUUUGACCCCGAGUUCAUCAAGCAAAGAAGGGCAGGGUUGCAUGAGUUCAUCAAGCGAAUCGUCUCCCAUCCCCAGCUUUGCAACCAUCCAGAUGUGAGGACCUUUCUACUGAUGGACAAAAUGCAAAAUUUUUCAGAUGCCUCUGAGGAUGAAGAUGACAAAAACAACUCUACCUCCAGAAACAUUAACCUGGGACCCUCUGGAAAUCCACAUGCCAAACCCACAGACUUUGACUUUUUGAAAGUCAUAGGGAAGGGGAGUUUUGGGAAGGUUUUCCUUGCAAAACGCAAACAUGAUGGAAAAUAUUAUGCUGUCAAGGUCUUACAGAAAAAGGUCAUUCUUAACAGAAAAGAGCAAAAACACAUCAUGGCAGAGCGCAACGUGCUGCUGAAGAAUGUGAAACAUCCAUUCCUUGUUGGACUUCAUUAUUCCUUCCAGACCACAGACAAGUUGUACUUCGUCUUGGAUUUUGUCAAUGGAGGAGAACUUUUCUUCCAUCUUCAAAAAGAGCGGACAUUCCCAGAGCCCAGAGCAAAAUUCUACAUUGCUGAAAUGGCAAGUGCGCUGGGAUAUCUGCACUCUCUCAACAUUGUUUACAGAGACUUGAAGCCAGAAAACAUCCUCCUUGACCAUGAAGGGCAUAUCAUUUUGACGGAUUUUGGAUUGUGCAAGGAAGGCAUUUCCCAGACCGACACCACCACGACAUUUUGUGGAACACCUGAGUACUUAGCUCCAGAGGUCCUGAGGAAGCAGCCGUAUGAUAACACAGUAGACUGGUGGUGUCUGGGUUCAGUGCUGUAUGAAAUGCUCUUCGGCUUGCCGCCAUUCUACAGCAGGGACACACAUGAAAUGUAUGACAACAUCCUCCACAAGCCAUUGGCAAUGCGCCCUGGUGCAUCCAGCACAGCCUGGUCUCUCCUCCAGGGUCUGCUAGAGAAAGAUGGCACACACAGACUGGGGUCUAGGGAUGAUUUUAAUGAGAUCAGAGCACACUGCUUCUUCUCCUCUAUCAACUGGGAUGACCUUGUACAGAAGAAGAUCCCUCCUCCAUUCACACCCAACGUGAGCUCUUACUGUGAUAUCUCUAACUUCGAUCCCGAGUUCACAGAUGAGAUGGUUCCCAACUCCGUCUGUUGGUCUCAAGACCAUUCCAUAGUCAACGCCAGUGUAAUGGAGGCAGACGAUGCUUUUGUGGGCUUCUCUUACGCCCCACCGUCUGAUGACUCUUUCCUAUGAGCACAUUCCUAAUGAGGUCUUCACUCGCCUUAACCAUCAUAACUUCUUUUGACUAAAGGGAAGAAUUUAUACCAUGGAUGAACUUGUUCGAUGAAGCCAAAGCAAGGAGCUGAGAAGAAACUCACGACAGAUUUUGGUUGGAACGAAGUGUGCCAGAAAAGUCUUUAUAUUUUACCGAUUUGUAUUUAUAUAAAUAUAUAGAUAUAUAAUAUACAUAGCAGAUGAUAUUUUUAAAAAUUAAGGAUGGAUAUCCUCUAUUAGUGUAAUUUCUGGUGGUUUCUAAAUGAGCCUUCAUAAAGCCUUAAAUUUGUCCCUUAAAUGAAAUCCAUAAGCAGUUUUCUGAGAAACUUGAACAAUUCACUGGACUUAAAGAAAAAAAAAAAACACCAUUUGACUGUCAGAUGUAAGUGUGUUUGUCCAUGUAAUUACUGUACAAAUAAACUCAUGUAUCAUAUUCAUUUUAACUGAGCUGGAAAUAGGGAUUACUUGAGAGACCACUAAAUAAAGCAUUUUGGUUUAUAGGUCACUUUGUAAAAAAAACAAAAAAAACAAACGUCUUCAGUUACCAUUUCGUUUGUCUUUGCUGAGUUAUUUUUCUAUUGAAUUGUUUGUGUUUAUUUUCUUUUUUUUUUUUUGCCUUAACACAUUUGCAUAAAUUAGAAAUCCACAAUGCUUUGCUUCGCCUGGAAAUUAAGUAGGCCUAUACUCCUGCUGCACAAUAAUAAAAAAAUGUCAAAGUAAA
Larimichthys crocea (large yellow croaker) is the source of this 2600-nucleotide messenger RNA. It is a transcript of the gene sgk3, whose product is annotated as serum/glucocorticoid regulated kinase family member 3. The record is from RefSeq and is a predicted model, not a curated record. Bases 380 to 1858 code for a protein of 492 amino acids. Gene Ontology annotation, molecular function: ATP binding; protein serine/threonine kinase activity; phosphatidylinositol binding. Gene Ontology annotation, biological process: protein phosphorylation. The transcript is spliced from 17 exons. NCBI's taxonomy places the organism in Eukaryota, Metazoa, Chordata, Actinopteri, Sciaenidae.